AUGCAGGGACAACACCACCUGCCACACAGUAUCAAAUUUGAUCUAAGCCGUAGUGUGAGCAAGAGCGAAGCCGGCCAAGACGGUGGCCACGAUCAUUACGACGAUGCGGUUACUAUUUCCAGUCCGAUCCUCAACAACGCGUUCCCAUUUGGCGCCUCUACAUCUCCUGUUUUGUCUUCAAUAACGAACACGCUCGAUCAGACGUUGAGAUCCAAAGGUAUCACUUCCAACACCGAUCUGGGUGCACCGCUGCCGCAGAGUACGAUGUCGUUAUUGCCUUUAACACCGAAACUCUCGCUCCUGAACACUCAAUCGGCGGCUCUUCCGCAAGAAGGCGCGUCUCGGACUUUGGCAUCCCUCAGUACCACUCGUGACUUUCCUGAAUCGAUUGCUCUGAGAAUUGAUGGUACGUCUUCAAAUUUCCGACCCAACAUCUGUACAUUACUCUGAACAUCGCUGAUAUCAUGGUGUGGCGGGCUCCACUUGCUCAGUUUCGACCGUCGAUGCACGAUCUCCCUCCGGCCACUUAGUGGUGGGCGCGGCGGUGCGAAUGACGCCCUCUGUCCCCAUCAACUUCAUAGCAGGAGCAUGUCGUUGUGUUUAUCUUCAGCAUGUGCUCGACGAGGUUGCUGACGAGCUCGGAAUUGAUCUGCAAGGUAUGCAGGACAAUCAUAGAGUGAUUCACCUAAUGACUUGCCUGCAGAUCGCUGACGAACUCCUUCCAAUGCAAAUCUUCAGACGACUCCUGCUUUGAUUAGACGAUUCGGACGAAGAUUUCUUUGCUCUUCAAUUGACGCAAUCAAGGCAGCGGAGCUCAUCCGGUCAUGUCGAAUCGUGCAGCACGACGGGGCGCCCGGCUGACCGCUCCACAAAACCGAAGGAAGCUUCCAUUUCCAAAUCGCGUGCCAAAUCUACGGGCCGCCCAUCGAGCGGCGCGGCGCGAUCAAUACGACCGACUCCUCUUUCAGUGAGGGCGCUCAACGAGUGGACGGAAGAGAGGUCGAGAUGUACGUAUUUGACUGCUCAAGCGCGGAUCUGCCAGGUAAAACCUACCCGACUCAAAGCGGUAUCUCUCUUGCCUCCCAAUUCUUGCGCUAUUGGAAAAGCCCCAAUCGUCUGGUAAGAACUACCGUGUACCUCGGAAACGGAUGAUCGCCGCCUUAGGGAAGCCGGAGUCAGAAUUAGCGGUGGCACAUGUCCAGCCUGUGCCAAAUUCGGCAUUCGCGCCACCCAAAGCUGCCGACUCCAAGUCCUUAUCCACAUCGCAAGCAAGCUUGGGAUUAUCUCCGCCGAAGGCAGUGUCGAGCUCGACGCCCCUCGAACUCCAAAGCAGCACGAUUGCCACACUCCACGAAGACUUUUGGCUUCGAUCCGAGCAGCAAUGCAGCAAACGGACUGGCAUUGUCCAAGGUCCAUGGCAGUCCAAGGUCCAUGGAUUCCUGCUGGCUUGAUUCGGCCUUGGUUGGCUUGCUCUCGGUCGCCACCGGGCUGAAAGAGUGGCUAAUGCACAUGGACUGCCUCUUUAUCACCAACCCUCCAUGUGUGCCAAGCUGGAAAUGGAGGAGACAUUCGCACUUCAAGGUCGGACACUGGCCCUCGAGAUCUGGAGCCUCAUUCGCAAAUACACGCAGCUAGCCUACGACUAUGAUUCGAAACCCGUAAAGGAUGCAUCCGAUGCGUACUUCGAGCUGCGCGAGCGGAUUAUCAGCUUGGUGAUCGUCUUAUCAAAUGAAAGUAAGAGUGAUUAUACAACUCCGCUCAAGCGAGGGGAAUACAGCAACCCAUCGGUCAGUCGAUCAAGAUUCUUUUGCUUACCAUAAAUCCACAUUGGGCUGAUCGCUCUUGUCGUCCGCAGAGCUUGCUCGUGUCGCUUUACACCUUUACGGUCGACCACAUACCAACACCAAUACCGCGGGAUCACUUGCCAACCUCGUCGGCCCGAGUUCAGAUCGAAACCCACUUUCAGCGAGCCGGUUAUUGCUCGGCUUGUCAGUGCGUACAAAUUGAGAUCUUGCCAAGACGACACUUCAUCGUCGGCUGGCCCGUCCUACUAUCGAGCCUAAACCUUAGCGAGCCAACUCUGUCGGAGGUAUUUGGCUCACUUGUUGGGCAACCAGCAAUGGUGGACGUAGAGAAACAAAAUAAUGGGGGUCGUUAUCACAAGAGCGAUUGCAUGGGACGCUCUUACACGCAGAUCGUCUCGAUCACCUCGCUUCCUCGUGUGCUUGUAAUCAACAUCAACAACCAGUAUCCUCGCCACGAGCAACCCCCGCGUGAGCUUCGCUUGGCUGUCUCGGGCCAGAUGGAGCUCGUCUGGUCUCUUCGUUCAGAGGUGCGCCACAUUCUCAGCGGUGAGCAUUUCGCUACGGAUGCAAUCGUCGGUUACGGGGAAGAGGCGGCUCGCUACCACUUCGACGCAAUGCGCGGUCAUCUCGCUUAUCCAACCGGCAACAGGACCACCAACGGAUUGGUGACUAUGUUGUUCUACGAGCUAGAACAUGAAUCAUAUGACUUGCUACCUUCGUUCAAUGCGCUGCUGGACCAGCAAUGGCACGAGCUGUGGGGCCUAUACUACGACUCCGAGGCACCUUCCAUCCGAAGUGUCGACAAUGCCUCUGGACGGGUCCUUUGAUGAGGGAAAAGGGGUUUGGAAGAUGCAAGACGCUUCCGUCUUGUUCGAGGGCUUCAAAUCGGUGAGUUAGAGAACCUUUGAUGUAGCAAUGCUAAAAACCACUAAGCGUGAUAGGUCUGUCUCAAAAAUUGCAGCGUUGUGAUCUUCUGGGCCAGCUUUGUAGUAGUGGGCGCUCCUGCCAAUGA
Messenger RNA from Microbotryum saponariae, 2817 nucleotides. NCBI's taxonomy places the organism in Eukaryota, Fungi, Basidiomycota, Microbotryomycetes, Microbotryales, Microbotryaceae. The record is from the annotation of a GenBank genome assembly.